UCCAACCCGUGCAUAAUGGGCUAACCCAGUCCAUCAGGCCCAGUUGGUCACCAAAAGUUUCGGCCGACGCAAAGAGAAAAGAAAAGAGAAAUCACACUAGCACAAGCCACGCGUCAUCCAAUUCGGCCGUCCCUAAGACAUUGGCGUUUUCCCCGGCAUUAUUUUUAUUUUUAUUUUUAUUUUAGUAACCAACGAUCACAAAUGUGCACUGAAAUCACAUCAGUAAUCAGUAAGAAAGAAGACAAAAACGAAAAAGAAAGAAACGAUAUCAGCAAUUUUUUUUGUCAAGACUCAAAAGAGUUCUACAAAUUACAAAGAGAAGAAGAAAAAGAAGAAGAGAAGAGAAGAGAAGAAAGAUGCCAAGCAGCAGGUUCUCGGGAACGCUUUCGAGUCCAAAGGUGGAUGUGUCGAUCGACACCGGCAUUCCUUUCAUCAACCUCACCGUUGAUGGCUUCUUGAAGAUCGGAACCAUUGCAGCGACGAGAGUUGUUGCUGAGGAUACUUAUCACAUCGUCAAAAAAGGAAGUGUUUCUCGACACAAUUUUGAGCACACAUUAAAGAAGAUGUGUAAAGAAGGUGCAUAUUGGGGGACUGUAGCUGGACUUUAUGUGGGAAUGGAGUAUGGUAUAGGGAGAAUUCGCGGCACCAGAGACUGGAAGAAUGCCAUGAUUGGAGGGGCAGUAACUGGAGCUUUGGUAUCUAUAGCCACCCAAAAUAACAAGGACAAAGUUCUGACUGAUGCCAUAACCGGCAGUGCCGUGGCGACUGCUGCAGAAUUUAUUAACUAUCUAACCUGAAGUAUUGGAAGUUGUGUUCUAAACCGUGUAUUUUCAUUUCAAGUUUGCCAGAACAAUGUAGUCACUCUUGCUUGUUGAAUCUUGUUAGGUUGAAAGAAUAAGAGGUGAACGUUGAUUUCUAAAUAUUUGGUGUAAAAUAGUGUUUUGUGUCAUGUACACUCGUACUCUGGAACCCUCCCCUGCAGAGGUUUGCUACUUGUUUUGGUUUAAAAUCUCUAUCAGAUACUUGAUCAA
Messenger RNA from Morus notabilis, 1031 nucleotides. RefSeq names its product outer envelope pore protein 16, chloroplastic. The record is from RefSeq and is a predicted model, not a curated record. Gene Ontology annotation, molecular function: amino acid transmembrane transporter activity. Lineage: Eukaryota; Viridiplantae; Streptophyta; Magnoliopsida; Rosales; Moraceae. Gene Ontology annotation, biological process: protein import into chloroplast stroma. The coding region runs from base 357 to 797 and encodes 146 amino acids. Gene Ontology annotation, cellular component: chloroplast outer membrane. The transcript is spliced from 6 exons.